AAUUCCCAAACUUCUCUUAUCUCUGUUAGCCGAACAAGCCUUCUUUCUCUUUUUUCUAUCUCGAGUGCCUGAUCCACUCUCUUGCAUUCAAGUUUCCGACAGACCAUGAAGGUGAACGAGGCCGAUUCAACUACGGAUGACCUUGAGCCUCUAUUCGAUUACCGCCGUGUUCAACCCCUAAAUAUCGUUUGCAUCGACGAUGACUGUGCAGAUACUUCACCAAUUCCGUCUCCAAAACGGAGGAAAUGCCCUAAACCCGGUGUUGCAGAAGUAGAUUCGGAUAAAGAUGUUGAACUGAUAAAGGUUGUGAAUGUUGAAGAGGAGGAUUGGUUGGCUCCCCCUCCAAUGGUUUCAAGUAAUGCUCAUAGCAAGAUUGGUGAGGAUUCAACCAUAAAAGAGUUAAGGAGAAGGAAGCAGGAAUUGCUUUCACUAGCACAAUCUGCAAAAACCAUGUUGCUAGAAGCAGAGGAAUCUACAAAACGAGAACCGAGUGAUUCGUUGAAACCUUCUUCAGAUGCUGUAGCUGAGCAACCAACAAUUCCUGCCUCUGAAAGGGCCAAAAUAGUUAUUUCGAUCCAGAACAAGGAUGAAGUGAAGCAAUUUCGUGUAUACACGGAUGAUAAGUUUGAGAAGCUCUUCAGGUUGUAUGCCAAUAAAGCUAAGCUUGACCUGCAAAGCCUAGCGUUCUCUUUUGAUGGUGAUAAAAUUAAUGUGGAUGCAACUCCUGCAAGUCUAGAAAUGGAAGAUGAUGACAUAAUCGAGGUGCAUGUGAAGAAGUGCUGAUCGAGGUGUUCAUAUUCGAAUUGGAUAUAAGAUGGUACUUCUAAGGAUUAUUGAUGUACAUUAGGCAUGAAUUUGACUAGCAUAGCUUAAAUGACUUAUUGGAUAUGUGUACGACU
Hibiscus syriacus is the source of this 899-nucleotide messenger RNA. RefSeq lists its product as uncharacterized. NCBI's taxonomy places the organism in Eukaryota, Viridiplantae, Streptophyta, Magnoliopsida, Malvales, Malvaceae. The transcript is spliced from 7 exons. Bases 106 to 783 code for a protein of 225 amino acids. The record is from RefSeq and is a predicted model, not a curated record.